AUGAGGAUCAGUGUUCGGGCGAUUGCGUCGCUGGUCUUGAUCGCGCUGGCCGCGGUGUCGAAUGCCGAGGAGGAGCACCAUCGCAAGCACCACAAGCAUCACAAGAAGCAUCAUCAUCACGAGGCUGCCAACACGAGCGUGGAGCCACGUGGAUCCGGCUCGAACGGUCACGCCCUCGGUCUUCCAUGGGGUUGCGAUCCAUCAUGCAUCAACGGCGUCAAGUCGACCAAGAAUACCGACUUUCGAUGGUACCACCACUGGCAGGACACUCGUGUUGCCGAUCUGGACAAGCUGGGUUUUGAGUACGUGGCGACAUUUUGGGGUCCGACCAAGUGGGAUAAGUGGAACGCGGUCAAGGCGGAGCUCUCUCGUGGACCACUGCCCAAGUACAUGCUGGCGUUCAACGAGCCCGACGUGCAGGGGCAGUCGGACCUGGGACCCAAGGCGGCGGCCAAACUGUGGAUGAAGGAGAUGCAGCCGUGGGCGAACAAGGGUGUCAAGGUAGGGUCGCCGCAGGUGUGCUGGAACAUGCAGUGGCUCGAGCAAUUCAUGGGCGAGUGCAAGAAGCUCGGAUGCAAGAUCUCGUUCAUCGCGCUGCACUGGUACGGUUCGUGGCGCGAGUUUGACAAGUUUACGCACUGGAUCGAGUCGGUGCACAACGAGUUUGGCCUGGAUAUCUGGAUCACCGAGUACGGCAUUACGCAGGCCAGUGGUGGAUCGCAGGCGGACAUCAAGAACUUCCACAUCCGCGCGGUCAAGUGGAUGCGUCAACAGGGCUAUGUGAAGCGAUCGGCUUGGCUCGGUGGCUUCCCCGUCGACCAGAAGCCCGAUCCGUACCCGAACAGCCUCAACAGCUACUUCAAUGCCGAUGGCUCCGCGCGCGAUCUGUUCUGGUGGGCGGCUCACAAUGCCGGCGGGCCGAUGAUCAGCUUGCACGGCCUCUCGAAGCGCGACGAGAAGGAGCGUGAGGACGAUAAGCCAAAGCACGAGAUCGAGCAGUACGACGAGGAACACUGCGACUACAAGUGCCAGCUGCGCGAAAACUCGAUCGAGAAGCACCAGCGCAGGAAAAAGGGCAUCGUCCAAGUCGACGACAAGCACGUCUGCAUCGCCACGCCCUCCAAGCUCGACCGGGACGAACGCAAGAAGCUCGCCGUGUGUCUCAAGCAGGUCGGCCUCCUCCAGCCCAGUUCGCACUCCUAG
Molecule: messenger RNA, 1203 nt
Organism: Moesziomyces aphidis
Lineage: Eukaryota; Fungi; Basidiomycota; Ustilaginomycetes; Ustilaginales; Ustilaginaceae
Source: the annotation of a GenBank genome assembly